Messenger RNA from Ogataea philodendri, 1593 nucleotides. RefSeq lists its product as uncharacterized. NCBI's taxonomy places the organism in Eukaryota, Fungi, Ascomycota, Pichiomycetes, Pichiales, Pichiaceae. The transcript has 3 exons. Bases 1 to 1593 code for a protein of 530 amino acids. The record is from RefSeq and is a predicted model, not a curated record.
AUGGUGAUACCUGCCAAACCGACGUUUUUCUGGGCUCCUGCAAGAAUACAGCCGUACUUGCUCACGUCGAUCUUCUUGGACAAGAAGUUCGACGACAUGUCGGCCACGAUCUCCACGCCUGGGAACUUGUCGAAUGGGAAGUCUGGGAACUCCACGCCGUUCACCGUCUCGUUGUCGCAGAAGUACACGUACGAGGUGUUGGACAGAUCUGCUGGGAUGGACCACUUUUCAACAGCAGGAAUGCCGCCAAAUUUGCCAUCCACCUUCUUGGAGUCGACCACGAUCUCCGGGUCAAAGCCCAGUCUCUGGGCCUCCUCUGCGGCCUUCUUGGACCAGGAUCCUCAGAAUCGAAACAGAGGUGAACAGAAUGUAUGGGAUCGAUUGCGUCGAGGAUGGUCUGAGGUCCUGGAACGGAGACGUGGCGAUCUCGUACGGAAGAAUGUUGCCCAGGAACAGAUCGUAUCCGUCCUGUCUUGGUCCGUCUCUGAAAUUAUUCUUGAUGUAUCUGGUGAUGGAGUUGACCAGAUCGUUCAAAGCACCCAAUUUGGUUCUCUGUCCGGUUCUAGUGAAAUCUGUCUUCAGUGCGCCAGUUCCGGAGUACGACUUGGACACCACGUCGGCGUUGUCUGCCCAGAUGUUCAUGAACACCAGGUUGAACUUCGGAUCGACUUUCUCCCAGUCCUGCGCGCCGUUGAUCACUCCGCUCUCGAUCAGCUGCUCCUGCAGGUAGAAUCUGCCCAAUGUGGACUGAACAACGUUGGUUCUAUCGAGACAGUCCAUGCAGUUUGUUCUGACAACGUGGCUUUGUUUCUUGGAGACCACAAACUUCUCGGAAACAGUGACCACGUUGAAAUCUUCCUGCGAGAGUCCGAUCCGUUUCAGAUGGUCGAUCAGCAGCUUGACCCGGUGCCACUUCAUGUUCUUGCACUCGUGGUGGAAGUCAAAGUAGGUGUACUUGAUGUUUGGGUCGUUCAGCGCGGUGACGGCGUUUUCGUACGCCAGUUUCACCGGCUCCUCGUACCCCUUCUGGUUGACCAGGUUGACCAGGUAGUUUGUACCGUAUUUUUCGAUCAUCCGGCUGAAAUGGUGUCUGGUUGGAACGUAGUCUGUCUGGCCCAACAGCAGAACCGGUUUAUAUUUAAGGUUGUUCAUCUCAGCCCAGAACACAGGCACAGAGCCUCUGGUUUGAAGAUACGUGUAAAUCUUGUCACCCUCGCUGGUGUGGACGGCCAGGAACUGCUCGGUCUCGUUGAAGUUGGCCACGUUACCGUCUGCGUCGAUUCCACGACGGAAAUAUCUCGUUCCUGCUCUGAAGCGCGACCGUCUGCUGAUCAGACCGAACGUGAUCGGUUUCAUGUUGAUCGUGGUGCGCACAAACUUGGCGUAUCCGUAGAUGAUCGGCAGCACGAACUGGCCCGCGCCGGGGUUCGAGGCGGCCAGCUUGAUCAGAUCCUGCGAAACAAAUCGUACGAGAACACGAGCGACGCAGAAUUCAAGUGCGACUUGAGCAGCUCCAGAUACUUCACCUCGUCCUCAUCGACCUGGAACUUGGUCGCAGACAACGGCAGAACACUAAACGAAGUCACCUUGUAA